Messenger RNA from Antechinus flavipes (yellow-footed antechinus), 5223 nucleotides. It is a transcript of the gene NDNF, whose product is annotated as neuron derived neurotrophic factor. Gene Ontology annotation, biological process: extracellular matrix organization. The coding region runs from base 915 to 2624 and encodes 569 amino acids. NCBI's taxonomy places the organism in Eukaryota, Metazoa, Chordata, Mammalia, Dasyuromorphia, Dasyuridae. The transcript has 4 exons. Gene Ontology annotation, molecular function: protein binding. The record is from RefSeq and is a predicted model, not a curated record.
GAGCUUCACUAGUGAGUGACACUCGGAGCGCACACACUCGCGCUUCUCACUGAGUCGCCCUGGGGAAGAGGAAAGGAGAGAAGAGGAAAGGGAGCACCCAGUGCCACAGCUUCGGGUGCACCAGGAUAUCAGACAGUCGGGGAGCCCAGCUGGCCCUAGCAUUUGUAUUCUGUGGGGGCCGCGGCCGUCCUUGUUUGUGAGUGUGCACAGUCCGGUCACAAGCAUCGGAAGGGAGGCGCGGGAGCCCAAGCUGCCGCCUCUACCCCUGCUGCCUCUACUGUUUCUGGCGCUGCCUUUGCUGCCCUGGGCUCCACUCAUCCAGCCUCUAUCCGCGGGUUGCGCAGCCUCACUCUCUGACUGGCUCGCUCCUCGCUCUCUUGAGCCCCAGGUAUCCGGGUCGGGUCAGUACCGUCCGCCGCAAACAGCAGCCGGUUGCCGCUUGCCUCUGCAGCCUCAGUUCCAGCUCUAGCUCCAUCCAGCUUAGAGGCUUAGGCUCGACUCUUUGCUGGGGCUCCGGGUGGCCCGGGGUGCCCCCGAGACAUGUAAAGAGCCCCGCAUCUGUCCAGGACCUUCGUCUAGGAAGCCAGUAGCAGCAGCCGCGGCUGCAGGAACCGUGUCCUUUCUCCUGGGGCCAUCCGGGAGCCCCGACCCAGAAGCAGUGGAAGUUUGUGGCGUCCUCAGCAAAGUUGGGACGCUGCUUCUGGUGUUGCUGCUGCUGUUAGUACCAGAGCCGCAACGGGACUCUGGGGGGGUCGAUCUGGGCACUGGAACUUGUCAUCUCGAACGCACCUAAGUAAUCUGCACUAUUUCACAAAGAAGCACCUUACUUGGAGAGAAAUUUCUUUCCUUCUGUCUCAGGGCAGGAAAACAAAACAAAACAAAACAAAACAAAACAGACCCUAGACACUGAGAGGAUGGUGUUCCUUCACUGGAGUGUGCUCUGGAUGCUCUUACCCCUGUCUUCCUGGACCCAGAAGUUACCAACUCGUGAUGAAGAGCUAUUCCAGAUGCAGAUCCAGGAUAAAGCUCAGUUUCAUGAUUCAUCAAUGUUGCCAGAUGGAGCUGAAAUCAGCAGUUAUCUCUUUAGAGACACAUCAAAAAGGUAUUUCUUUGUGGUUGAAGAAGACAACACCCCUCUUUCUAUUAUAGUAACACCAUGUGAUGCACCUUUGGAAUGGAAGCUGACCCUGCAAGAGCUGCCUGAGGAAGCCAGUGGAGAAAGUUCAGGUGAACCAGAGCCACUUGAGCAGCAGAGGCAGCAGAUAAUUAAUGAGGAUGGCACUGAGUUAUUCUCCUAUAAAGGAAAUGAUGUGGAAUCAUUUAUGUCUUCAAGUUCACCAUCUGGCUUAUACCAAUUAGAACUUCUCUCUACUGAGAAGGAUACCCACUUUAAAGUCUAUGCCACCACUACACCAGAGUCUGACCAGCCCUAUCCUGAAUUGCCCUAUGAUCCACGAGUGGAUGUUACCUCUCUAGGACACACCACAGUGACUUUGGUAUGGAAACCCAGCCCCACAGCCUCACUGCUCAAACAGCCCAUUCAGUAUUGUGUGGUCAUCAACAAAGAGCACAACUUCAAGAGUCUCUGUGCUGUUGAAGCCAAGAUGACUGCUGAUGAUGCCUUUAUGAUGGCCCCCAAACCUGGUCUAGAUUUCAGCCCAUUUGACUUUGCUCAUUUUGGAUUUCCUUCAGAAAAUAGUCCUGGCAGAGAACGGAGCUUCUCAGGCAAGCCAGUUCCCAAGCUGGGGCGGCAUAUUUAUUCCAAGGCUAAGGUGGACAUUCAGAAAAUCUGCAUUGGCAAUAAGAAUAUUUACACAGUGUCUGAUCUAAAGCCUGACACACAAUAUUAUUUUGAUGUGUUUGUGGUCAAAAUGCCCAGCAAUACAAGCACUGCUUAUAUUGGUACCUUUGCCAGAACAAAAGAGGAAGCCAAGCAGAAGACAAUUGACCUCAAAGAUGGAAAAGUCACUGAUGUUUUUAUCAAGAGGAAGGGCACCAAGUUUCUCCGGUUUGCUCCUGUCUCAUCCCAUCAAAAAGUCACAUUCUUUGUUCACUCCUGCCUGGAUAUUAUUCAAAUCCAAGUCAGGAGAGAUGGGAAACUUCUUUUGUCUCAAAAUGUUGAAGGAGUCCAUCAAUUUCAGCUUAGGGGCAAACCAAAAGCCAAGUAUCUCAUUAGGCUGAAAGGAAACAAGAAGGGGGCCUCUAUGCUGAAGAUCCUGGCGACCACACGGAUCAAUAAGCAGUCAUUUCCCUCUCUUCCUGAAGACACAAGAAUCAAAGCCUUUGACAAGCUCCGUACAUGUUCUUCAGCAACAGUGGCCUGGUUGGGCACUCAGGAAAGAAACAAGUUUUGCAUCUAUAGAAAGGAAGUAGAUGAUAAUUACAAUGAAAACCAAAAGAAAAGAGAACAGAACCAAUGCCUAGGGCCAGAAACAAGAAAGAAAUCGGAAAAGGUUCUCUGUAAGUAUUUCCACAGCCAAAACUUACAGAAAGCAGUGACCACUGAAACAAUUAAAGGCCUCCAACCUGGCCGAUCUUACCUUAUUGAUGUUUAUGUUAUUGGGCAUGGAGGGCACUCAGUGAAAUAUCUGAGUAAAGUUGUGAAAACAAGAAAAUUCUGCUAGUGACUUUGCAUCAAGAAAUAGACUUUGGGAAAGUUCAAGGUGAACAUCAUACUACUUAAAGUGUAAACAAUUGACUAUCACACAGCUGAGGGAAGUUGUGAUCCAUAUUUGUACUGUGUAAGAAAAGAUAUCAACUUGUAUAUUUAUGUUUACCUAUGCCACUCUCAUAUGGGACUGGACCAGGUGCUCCUGGAUGGCAUCUGGAAGAUGUAUUACUGGGUGGUCCAGCUCCCCACUGGACUCUUGGUUUAUGUCAAUAGCUGCAGAAAACAUGGGGGGGGGGGAAUCUCUUGCCAUCCUUUGCUCUCACAUUGCAUGAACUGCUUCUAAAUUAUCUUAUACUUCAACCAUGAAAGAUAUCAUUCAUUAGGUCAUACACACACACACACACACACACACACACACACACACACACAUGCAAAUGCUUUCUGUAGAUUCUAGGUUGUCUGUAAAUUAUUUUAUAAAGUCUUGUUUUAAAUGUUGGUGUUUUUAUGAUUGUAAACUAUUAAAUUCUUGCCAUGACUAAUUACCACCUUAAUAUCAGCCUGUACUCUGGUAGCUUUCAUCACAAUUCCAAAUUCCUGUCUGGUUGAUGUUUAAAUGCUGUACCAUGUACAAAGCUGAUGUAUCUUAUAUUCUUGUAUAUAAAAUUAAAAUUCUUAGAUUAUAUAUUCCUUCUUGCAUUGUAAUGUAGACAGGAGAAACAGCCUCCUGAUGGAAUAAAAUUUCUACUUUAGCCCUUUCUGUAAUGUGGCACCUAAAAUGGCUUUUCCUUUUAUUUAAGAAGGUAUGUUAAGACCUCCUCAAGGUAUGGCUGCAUUAACAAAAGCUGUUGAGAUGUGUAAUUUGACAUUGAACAGAAGCCAGCUGCUGUGGAAGUUGAGAACUCUUCUAAAUAAUUGUUAAAAAGAAUGGACCUGUCAGCCAGACACGUAGCUUAACAAACAUUAAACAAAUAUUUCUCAGGACUUAAAAUAGAUUUCAUCAUAAACAUCUGUCUUUAAGGAGACUGCAUGGUUGGUUGAAGGGGUUUCCAUUUGCUUAAUUAAAUAUUAGCAAAAAUGAUUACUUUCAUUUCUGGAUAAAACAGUUCAGUCACUUGCAAUUAUACCUAUGCCAAAUAAUAGAAAAGUUGCAGUAAUCCCUAUUACUUUUAUUUUUAAAUAGCAUUUUAUUGUGAUUCUGGAGUGAAAUUUUAGAAGAUUAGGACAAUAUUUAGGUCCUACACAUAAAGAACCCUAAAUAGCAUGGAGGGCGGGAUAGGGAGUGUGGAAUCACUAGUCUUGGGAGUUAACAAUGGCCUACAUUAAUAUGGGAUAUUAAUUUGGGACAGCUGGAUGGCAUAAGGGAUAAAGCUCUGGGCCCAAAGUUAAAAAGAUUCAUUUCUAUGAGUUCAAAUCUGGUCUCAGACACUAGUUUUGUAAUUCUGGGAAAGUCACUUAAUCUUGUUUGCCUCAGUUUCCUCAGAUGUAAAAUAAGCUGGAAAAAGAAAUAGCAAACCACUUCAGUGGUUCCCUUGUCAUGAGAACUCCAAAUGGCAUCAUGAAGAGUCAAACAUGACUGAAAAAUGACAGAACAACAUAGCAUUAAUUUAGUACUUUAAAGUUUGAAAAGUAGCUUGCAAAUGUUACUUCAUUUGAGCUUCAUAAAAACCCUGAGGAUAGUGAAACAGACAGGAAGUGCCUUACUGACAGUCAUAUAUAGCUAGGAAGUUUCUAAAGCUGGAUUUGAACUCAAUUAUUUCUAACAUCAGGACUAGUGCUUUAUCUACUGUGAUCACCAACUGCCUGGUUUCUAAUCUCAGUCCUGUCAUUAAUUAGCUGUGUAACUUUUAAUCUCUACAACUCAAUUUUCAUCUCUCUAAUAUGAAGUACUUAGACAAGAUAAUUUUAAAGAUGUCUACCAGCUCUUAUAUUUCUUAAUUCUAAAUGCGGAAUCAUUAUCUCUUUGAAUGAAUAUCUGUAAUCAUAUCCUUAUGUUUUCUUUAUAGUAGAGUAUCUUAUAAUACAGGUCAUGGAUGAUAGAGUGAAUAUCUUGUAGUAUCUUCAUAUAGUACUAGUUUAGUACUGGUAAUAGUGCCAUAUUAUAUAGUAGAGUGAGAAUCUCACAGUGUCUUCAGCACUGUUUAUAUUUGGUUCCCUACCUUCAUAUGUUAUGAAGGGAGAGAUAACAAAUUCAAUAUAGUUGACAUUUGGUGCUUGCCCGAGGUCAGAAGAAAAAAAAAAACAACAACAACAAAACCAAAAAACAACAACAAAAACAAUAUCCUCACUUUCAUUCAAAAGAAGCAAAAUAGUGUGGAAAAGUAAAAAAAGAUUUUGGCCUUCACAAAAAAAUCAGUUUUGAAUAUGGGCUCUGUAAUGUAUUAGUUAUGAAACUUUCAGUGAUCCAAUUGAGAGCAACCAUCUGUUAAAACCUUACUGUGGUCAAAACAUUUUUCCUAGAGAUCAAGAGGAAAAAAAUGAUCCUUUUUCAAGGGGCUUCACUAAGGUUUGGGAGCUGGAGAGUUGGAAAAGAUGGAACAUCUAUAUAGAUAAGUACAAAGUAAUUCCUUGUAAUUCCAAGAGGAAAUGGCUACCAAAAAAAAAAAAAAAACAAC